This is a messenger RNA of Candidula unifasciata, 300 nucleotides long. The record is from the annotation of a GenBank genome assembly. NCBI's taxonomy places the organism in Eukaryota, Metazoa, Mollusca, Gastropoda, Stylommatophora, Geomitridae.
AUGGCUCUUGGAGUUGCUAAGAUUGCAGCCAAAGUUUCUGCUGUGGGAGGUGUCCUCUACUGGUCUGUGCAGCAAGGAAUCUGGGGCAGCAGCAAGGAGGGCUCUGAGGCAGGCAAGAAACUGACUAGGACCUUUGUGGAACCAGCUAAAAAGUGCAUUGAAAAGAUUCCAUCUUUGACCGAUAUCUCAAGCAAGGAAUACUGGAAUUCAGGAGUCUCAUCCUGGCUGAAUUCAGUGUCACAGUUAUCAGAUAUGGGAAGAGUACCAACACAGAAAUCAAAAUCAGCUAGUUCGCUUUAG